CGGCAACAAAUUGGCCCCCCGCCUGCCCUGCUCCUCCUGCUGCUUGCUUCCAUCAUCGUCAUCGCCCUCCAAGAUUUGUCAAUCUGCAUAUCCCAAAUAGAUCUCUUUCCCACACAGCCUCUCGUUGACUCCCCUGCGCUGAUUUCGCAAUCGCGGUCCUUUCUCCAAUUGGUAAUCCUCUCCGAAAACGCCAGAAGCCUGAGCAUCCAGACCGUGCGGCAGUCCUCCCUGGGGUUUUAUCAUAUAAUAGUCCCCCCCUCCUUCUGCCGCCCUCACUUCCAAAGAAACAUCUUUUAGACCAGACACUCCCAGAACAUAUCAAAUACCGCCACAAUAGCUUCCUCAAUCUUCUCCCCGUUCCGCACCAUCGUCCGCACCUUUUUCAGCGCGCCGUCAGUAUCACCCGCCGCCAUGUCCGCCGCCAAACAAAAGGCCCAGCAGAUCAUCGACGAGAACCCCGUCGUGGUCUUCUCCAAGAGUUACUGCCCAUACUGUCGGGCAUCCAAGACGCUGCUGAAUGAGCUGCACGCCAAAUACUAUUUGCUCGAGCUGGAUGAAAUUGACGAUGGCGCCGCACUUCAAGACGCUCUCGAAGAGAUCACCGGCCAGCGCAGUGUCCCCAACAUCUUCAUCGACCACAAGCACAUUGGAGGCAACUCGGAUUUGCAGGCCAAGAGAGGCCAACUUAACGAUUUGUUGAGCGCUGCUGGUGCUCUUUAAGCAAGAAGUCACUUAGAGAAGAUGAAAAAACGCAAGUACGCGGAGUGGUUCAGGGCUAGAUCUGUCUCGACGAUCGACUUGCAGCAAAUGAUUUUCCAAAAGACUUGCCAGCUGAGAGCAAUGAUCUUUGGUCUUUGAAGUGGAGGUAGAGUGCAUGAUACAAGGUUGAAAUCAAUGGCCACUUCAAGAGUGAUAGAUGAAUAUAUUAUACAUCCUCCCGGCAAGAACUCCCAUUUCCCAGUUGUGUUGUUUGGAGUGAGGGUUCGUCCAGAUCUAUCAUGCUGUCCUGUGCACCGUCUUGAUAACGAGCGAAGGGUAGUACAAAGCGAAAGGUAC
Molecule: messenger RNA, 1056 nt
Organism: Cladophialophora immunda
Lineage: Eukaryota; Fungi; Ascomycota; Eurotiomycetes; Chaetothyriales; Herpotrichiellaceae
Product: glutaredoxin
Exons: 2
Coding region: 412-720 (102 amino acids)
Biological process (GO): cellular response to oxidative stress
Cellular component (GO): cytoplasm; nucleus
Molecular function (GO): glutathione disulfide oxidoreductase activity
Source: RefSeq, a predicted model, not a curated record